GGAAACAUGGAGGUAGAUCGGGAUCAUGUACCGGAGGGAAUGAGGACAGAACCUCCUGGGCUGGAGUUGAUGAAGGAUCUUAUGUCAGGCAAGGUUAUCUACAGGAACCUCAUGGGGAUUCUUAUGAUGGGUGUAGAACAAGCGCUGGACGAGAGAGCGGAGCAGAGGUGGGGAGUAGUGGUUGAAGAGGCUGUGAAACUAUGCCUGCAAAUCUUGGUUCUGGCCUUCAGUAAGGAUUCUAUGCUUGCAGAGAUGUGGCGCCCAACAUACCAG
Chara braunii is the source of this 273-nucleotide messenger RNA. Lineage: Eukaryota; Viridiplantae; Streptophyta; Charophyceae; Charales; Characeae. The record is from the annotation of a GenBank genome assembly.